AUGUCGAUCCCCACCAAAAAGAGCAAGCCUUACUGCUACGCUGAUUCGCCCUUCAUGGAUGCGAUCACGCUAGCCGGCAUGCCCUACAAAUUCAUUAUCCCUAGCAUGAAGCCCUAUGACAGCACAACCGACCCAGAUGAUCACAUAGCCUCGUAUAAGCAGCAAAUGUUCACCGUCUUGAUACCUCGAAUGCUAAGGGAAGCUUGCAUGUGUAAUAGUUUCGGUUCAAGCUUAUCUAGUCCAGCUCUUCAGUGGUACACCAACCUCCCGAACGGUUCCAUCGACUCAUUCGCACAGCUCACCAACAUCUUUGUGGAGCAAUUCGCCAGCAACAAGAAACUUGAGAAACUAUCAGCUGACCUGUAUAGAGUAUACCAGAGAAGGGGGGAGCCACUGAGAGAGUACGUCAGCAAAUUCAACAAAGAAAAAAUUUACAUCCCUUCUUGUAACCCCGAGACAGCCGUAGACGCCUUUAGGAAGGGUCUCCUCCCGGAUGGUAAAUUAUGCAAAGAACUGACGAAGCUCGGUUGCACCACGAUGGAAGAUGCCUUGGCCAGAGCAAUGAUUCAAAUAAGGUGGGAGGAGGAUGAGAUGAAUCGGGCAAGUCAUGCUAGGUAUGACUCGAGGCGGAAUGAUAGAAGGCCAAAGUUUAGAUCGAUUGAACCCCGUCACCAACCCUUUCCAUGUAACCUAAACAAAGUCAGAAAACCAUAUGACCGCCAGCUACCUAGAAUCGACAAUAGACCAACCGGACUGAUCCGAUACAAAAUCCCAAAAUACAACCUCAACGUCGAACCAGCCCAAGUUAUGGUGAUCAUGAAAGGAAUGGGAUCUAGCGUUAAGUGGCCAGGCAAGCUCAAUGUCGAAGCAAGGAGAGACAUGACCAAGUGGUGCGAAUUCCAUGGCGACCAUGGACAUAACAUCGUGGACUGCAUUACCCUACGAUUGGAGGUCACUGCACUAUUGAAGAGGGGACAUCUCUGA
This is a messenger RNA of Pistacia vera, 984 nucleotides long. RefSeq lists its product as uncharacterized. The coding region runs from base 1 to 984 and encodes 327 amino acids. The record is from RefSeq and is a predicted model, not a curated record. The transcript has a single exon. NCBI's taxonomy places the organism in Eukaryota, Viridiplantae, Streptophyta, Magnoliopsida, Sapindales, Anacardiaceae.